Molecule: messenger RNA, 1537 nt
Organism: Gadus morhua (Atlantic cod)
Lineage: Eukaryota; Metazoa; Chordata; Actinopteri; Gadiformes; Gadidae
Gene: bloc1s4
Product: biogenesis of lysosomal organelles complex-1, subunit 4, cappuccino
Exons: 5
Coding region: 4-714 (236 amino acids)
Cellular component (GO): BLOC-1 complex
Source: RefSeq, a predicted model, not a curated record
AAAAUGGACCAUCAGCGGAUUGACAGGGUGGGCUUCCUAUCGCCCUUGGAGGAGUCCAGUGCAGAGAUAAGCAAAGACAGCGGUAUAGUGUCUCAAAGUGCGAGCAGUCUGUCUAUGGUGAGCGAGAUCCUCAGCAGCGGCACGGUGUCGCAGAGUCCGAGCUUUGGCGCAGCAGCCGUCUCUCAGAGCCCCAGCUUUAACGAACCAGUACCUGGCAUCGCUAACCCAGACGACUCGGAUCAAGAGGAUGAUGCGCUUUUGAGAUACACGGCUCUGAGUUACUCCUCCUAUGUGAGAGCGACUGCUGGGGAAGAGGUGCUCUGUUUGGAUAGGAGCUUGGAAGAAAUGCUGACAAGAGUAGAUGAAUUCGUUGGAAUGCUUGAUAUGAUCCGCAAUGAUACCUCUCAGAUAGUGAAUGAGAAUCUACCUCAGAUCCAGAGAAAAUCGGAUGAAAUGAGACACAUCUACCGCAGAAUUGACAAGCUGGAAGCCUUUGUCAAAAUGGUGGGUUCAAACGUGGGUGCCAUGGAGGAGCAGGUCACACAGGCAGAGGGAGAGCUGGGGACUCUGCCCGGGGCCUUCAAGAAGAUCCUCCGCACCAUGAGCGUUCCAGGUUUCCUGAAUAAGCCGGCCAGCCCUAGAAGACCAGCGCAGCGGCAAGAGAUCCCCACCGUGUUCCGGACAGACGACCACUUCACGCCUCAGCCACAGUGAUCCCAUCAGAACCGGUUUUAAUCAUGACCGUAGCAAUGACGUUUUACUGCCGUCCGUCUCCAGAGGACUUUCAUGUGGAGGGGCCACACUAAAGCAAUAGACGCCUUUCCGAACAAAUGACUGGAAAACGAGAGCGUCAACUUCUCCUGGCAUCAGCACUGAACUCUAACAAAAGAAUAUCUAUUGGUUCUGUUUUUGUUUCGAUUUUAGAAGAGAGAAAAAAGUGCCUCAUUAUAAGUAUUGUUUUUGUUUUAUAUUUUGGGCGGAAAGAAAAAUACAUAUUUUUGAUUUCCGUUAAACAAGGAGCACAAUAUUUACCCCGACUUGCAAGGCCAGAACCUUGGAGAAGUCUGUUGUAAAUAUACGUCAUAGAAUAAUCCACCCAGCCCUUUUUAUACAGGACACUACCUGCGUUUAUAUACGUGUAUGCUGUAUUCAGCGUAACUUUGUAAUGUUUCAUCACUGUGCAGCAGUGACAUUGGCCCGGUCCGAUGGAGCUCUCACAAUGUCUUCCAAUCCACGCUAGUCACUUAAUACUGACUGGUAAAGUUGUUAUGAUUUUAAAGGUUCAAUGGCUUGUGUUUUAUUUGCAUGGACAUUCAUUAGAGCACGUUUAGAGAGUAAAAAACUACAAUGGGCUGAGGUUACUGCACUCACACACACUUAAAGAAUGCCACAUUCAGACUGAGAAGAGCAGCAUUAGAGCUCCUUCAAUUUAGUGCAAUUGUAUGAAAUGUAGGGUCGAGAAAAAUAAAUAAACAGUGAUCACGUGAUUUAUUAUACCCAAUUGGUGCUCCAAUAAACCAGAUUAAUUUACAUUGAA